CUGGUUGACAGCAUUCCACUCGUCGAGAAGCAAGCAUGGCGACGCGCAAAGACAACUUCAAGAAGGGCAUCGACGUCGAGGACCAGCGCAAGAAGCGCGAGGACACAACGAUCCAGAUCCGCAAGGUCAAGCGCGAAGAGCAGCUCCAGCAGCGCCGACGUCUGGCCGCGGAAUCCGCGGGCGUGCCCAUGACGAUGGGUAUGGCUGACCCGUCACUUCUCGAAAAGCUUGCCGAGUUGCCGCAGAUGUGCAUGAACCUGCAGAGCCCCGACUCGGAGGUCCAGCUCGCGUCUGUGAGCAAGUUUCGCAAGCUCCUUUCGAUUGAGAAGAACCCUCCGAUUGAAGAAGUCAUCAAGCUUGGGGUCGUGCCAGUCUUCGUCGAACUCUUGAAGCGCGAGGACUACCCGAGUUUGCAGUUCGAGGCAGCUUGGGCGCUCACAAACAUCGCCUCUGGUACGUCAGACCACACCCGUACGGUCAUUAGCAGCGGCGCCGUGCCCAUCUUCUGUCAACUGCUUCUCUCGCCGAACGACGACGUGCGCGAGCAGGCUGUUUGGGCGCUCGGCAACAUUGCUGGCGACUCUGCUCAGUGCCGCGACAUCGUUCUGAGCUGCAACGCACUGCGGCCACUCAUGCAGCAGCUAACGUCGAACUCAAAGACCACGAUGCUGCGCAACGCGACGUGGACGCUCUCCAACUUUUGCCGCGGCAAGCCCAAGCCACGCUUUGACGAUGUACGCCCAGCGUUGCAGACGCUUGCACAGCUCAUCUUGACGCAAGACGACGAAGUUCUCACGGAUGCGUGCUGGGCGCUGAGCUACCUCUCGGAUGGCGAAAACCCGCAAAUCCAGGCGGUCAUCGAGGCAGGCGUCUGUCGCCGUAUUGUUGAGCUGCUCAUGCACCGCUCGCCGUCGGUUCAGACCCCGGCGCUGCGCACGGUUGGUAACAUCGUGACGGGCAACGACAUCCAGACGCAGGUCAUGAUCAACUUAAACGUUUUGCCGUGCCUGCGCGCGCUGCUCGAGUCGCCAAAGAAGGGCAUUCGCAAGGAAGCAUGCUGGACGAUCUCCAACAUUACGGCCGGCAACACCCAGCAGAUCCAGAACAUUAUGGACGCUGAUAUCUUCCCCGUGCUCAUUCAGUAUCUUGGCGCCUCGACGGAGUUCGACAUCCGCAAGGAAGCGGCAUGGGCCAUCUCGAACGCAACGUCCGGUGGCAGUUCGCUCCAGAUCAAGCAACUGGUCUUUUUUGGCUGUAUCGGCGCACUCUGCAGUCUUCUCGACUUGCACGACGCCAAGGUCAUUACAGUCGCACUCGAAGGCCUUGAGAACAUUUUGCGCAUUGGUGAAGAGGAAGGCCAAGCCAACCAAACAUUUGUGAACGCGUUCUCCAACCUCGUCGACGAGUGCGAUGGUGUCGAGAAGAUCCAGAUGCUCCAGUACAGCGAGAGUGAAGACAUUUACAACAAGUCGAUGACGAUCAUCGAGCGCUUUUUCCAAGGCGAAGAAGUUGAAAGCGACAUGGCCGCGCCCGCGGUACAGAACGACCAGUUUAUGUUUGGCACAGAUACUUCCAACGCUCCCAUGUUCAACUUCGGUCAGCCGCAGCAAUAGGAUCCCACGGCCAAGGACCUAAAUUUUGCGCCAGUACGACUUAACGAAGACACGUUUCUGCAUA
Molecule: messenger RNA, 1677 nt
Organism: Saprolegnia diclina VS20
Lineage: Eukaryota; Oomycota; Saprolegniomycetes; Saprolegniales; Saprolegniaceae
Exons: 8
Coding region: 36-1613 (525 amino acids)
Biological process (GO): NLS-bearing protein import into nucleus
Cellular component (GO): cytoplasm; nucleus
Molecular function (GO): protein binding; nuclear import signal receptor activity
Source: RefSeq, a predicted model, not a curated record